Grus americana (Whooping crane) is the source of this 1006-nucleotide messenger RNA. RefSeq names its product antigen WC1.1-like. The transcript is spliced from 7 exons. Lineage: Eukaryota; Metazoa; Chordata; Aves; Gruiformes; Gruidae. Gene Ontology annotation, cellular component: membrane. The coding region runs from base 1 to 918 and encodes 305 amino acids. The record is from RefSeq and is a predicted model, not a curated record.
AUGUCUAAGAAGGUGCUGCUGCUUCGAUUGGCUCCUCCUGCAGCUGGGUCGUCAUUGACAGAGAUAUAUUACCCUCCCAUCAUCGUUGUCCCUUGUCAAGGCACUGAGUCUGCCCUGUCUGACUGCAAAAACAGAGGCUCAGCUCAGGAGUACUGUGAUCACAGUGAGGAUGCUGGAGUGACAUGUUCAGAUCCCACCCAGGGCCGUCAGACGGGCAGCGGGAGAGUCUCAUUGCCCGUCAUCAUCUGCAUCAUCCUGGGAGCCCUUCUCUGCCUGCUCCUGGCCCUCCUGGCCGGGCAAGUGUGGAGCGCUAGGGCUGGGCGCAGAGGCUCCGAGAGAGCUUGGGAGCCCUUCCCUGAGGCCCUGUACGAGGAGAUCGGUUACAGCCUGGCGUGGGAGAAGCAGGCGAGGUUCAGCGGCUCAGGCUCCUAUUCAGAGGGAUCCCUGACCAAGGUGCAGCCCCAGCCCGGGGACAAUGAGGAGGAGGAUGGUCCGUGGUCAGCACCAGACGUCCCUGUCGGGCCCAGAGGUGACCCAGCGGAUGGCUAUGAUGAUGCCAGGGAGGUUUCUGACCCUGGGGAGGAUCCUGCCUCUGGUCAGGGAGACUGGGAAAUGCCCAGGGCCCCAGAGGAGGGAGCAGGACCCAGGGAUGCACCUGGAGGUGCAAAGCUGCGCUCCCAGAGAAGUGCUGGGGCCCCUGGAGCUGAGGGAGAUGCCUGGUCCCUGUCCCCGGAGAGCACAGGCUAUGACGAUGCUGACGAGGUGUCUCUGGCACAUCCCCCUGAGGACACAAAGGCUGUGACACCAGAGCUCAGUGCCCAACAGUCCCUGGGCCCCGGGCCAGGACAGCCCGUCCCUGCCGUGCAGCUGGGUGCAGCCAGGAGGGAGGAGAGGUCUGUGCAGCUGGGAGAGCCGUGAGCACCAGGGAACCGUCUGCCUUUUCCCAUGGGCAGCAGAAACAGCUGGGCAUUGCCUCUGGUUUUAUUCUCCUGUGUUUACCCCCUGC